AUGUCGUUAGAGGGCGACUACUCAAACUACACAGCUGCACAAUGCUUCGGUCUGCAGGACACGGAACAUCAAGUUGCCUGCUCCGCGCAGCACCUGAACAUCACCAACCCCCCCUCCAUCUACGGAUACGAGCACUAUGAGCAGCUCUGGCUCUCCACCGCCUGCCUGCUUUGGAAUGUGACCACGGGGCACCGAGUAACCGUUCACGAUGACUUCGUGUGGUGCUCCGUGCCAUUACAAGCCCAGGACGCAUUUUUGUUCGUGGGCCUCGCCCUCCUGGUCAUGGCGACACUGUUUGGGAAACUGUCAGCGGUGUGGGUGCUGAUCACAGGUGGUGUCUUGGGAAUAAUCAACUGGCAAGUGAACCUGGGCCUCAUUUCAAAUGCCAUCAGCAUCUGGCUCAACAUUCAGCCACCGGAUCUCUUCUUCUAUGCAUUCCUCCCGCCCUUGCUCGUCGACUCAGCCAUUCGCAUCGAUUUCUUCAUGUUCCGCAAGCUGAGCCUCCACGCCGUGAUGAUGGCGUUUGUGAUGGUGGUCCUCUCCGCCCUCAUCCUCACGCCCCUCAUCCUCUUCGUCCUGGGCUUCCAGGACCGGGGCUGGUCCUGGGUGCACGGCGCCCUCUUUGCCAGCAUGAUUGCGCCCACAGAUGCCCUGGCUGCGGCCGCCAUCCUGAAACAGGGGGGUGGCCCGGAGCGGCUGGUGGUGCUGAUGGAGGGGGAGGCGCUGCUGAACGAUGCCUCCGCCAUCACCCUGUUUGAGGUGUUCAUGCACAUCAUCGAGGAGCACAUCAACCCCGCGGAGCCCUACCCUUCGGUCUGGAGCAUCCUGCCCACGAUCAUCACCCAGACGCUCAAGCUGGCCUCGGUCGGGUUUGCCAUCGGGCUGGCCAUGUCCUGGCUCACUUUCCACUUCCUGCACUGGCUGAGGUGGAGGGGGGCCAAGCCGUACGUGGAGAACAGUGUUAUCAUUGCGGUGGCAUACCUCUCCUUCUAUGUCGCCAACGAUCCUGCCAAGGGCUCGGGCGUUAUCUCGGUGGUGGUCUUUGGCCUCUAUGGCAACAUGACCUCCAAGUGGGGCAUGCUGUCGUCGUCCGAGGAAAGCGGGGCGUUUGACGCAGUGUGGGACGCCAUCACCUUUUCGGCUAAUGGACUGGUGUUCCUGUGGAGCGGUAUUGCAGCCGUCAACUACACCGUCAACUCCGUCGCCAUCCUGAACAACACGGCCUGGAGUUACGCAGCCAUCCCCCUCAUUUGGGUGUUCAUGUUUUUCAUCCGAGCAGGGUGCCUGGUGCUCUUCAACCCCAUCUUCAAAUGGGUCGGGGAAGCUCUGUCGACCCAGGACAUCAUUUUCACCAGUUGGUGCGGCCUCCGCGGCGCAGUGUCCCUCAUCAUGGUCGCGGACUUUAUCUCCAACAGUCAGUUCCACCUGGGCGACCGCAACAACCCUGAAGACCCCUAUACUGUGCUGAACGCAGUGAACGCGGACAUCAGCCUGUGGACCUCGGCCUUCGUUCUGCUCACCCUGGUGGUCAACGCGCCCUUCAUCGGCCAGAUCAUGGCCCUGCUGCGCCUGAACAAGAUUCCCUGGGAGAAGCGCAAGAUGCGGGCCAAGGCCAAGGCGGCGCUGGUGCGCUUCACGUCCAACGCGCUGGAGGCGCUGCAGACCGACACCGACGAGUUCCUGCAGGGCGCCAACUGGGAUGCGGUGCUGGCCUACGUGGAUGUCAGCACCGCCCUGGCCGCCUUCGACCUCCCCGCCAAACGCAGCGAGUCCUUCGCAGAGCCGCACGGCCGCGGCCUGCCAGCGCUGUAUCACAGGGUCAAGUCCGCGGUGUUUGGCCGCAUGAACGACCGCGGGUCGGCGGUGCUGGGCAACCCCGCGGUGGAGGUGGCAGACAUCAUCCCGCACAUGGUUGGGGUGAGGACCUCGGCCGGCGGGGUCGGGGCUGUCCCCGAAGGCGACUCCCCGGCCAAGGGCAAGCUGGUGGGGGCGGAUACCAGCCCCAACGGCUACACAUCCGACUCGGAGAGCACGGCCUCCAGCAACUUCACCAUGUCUGACAUCUCCGAUGUGGUCGAGGAGCUGCGCGGCGAGAUUCCCUAUCUCCACCACGACGGCCUGGCGCGGACCUCGUGGCACGAGGGCUCCGCCGAUCUGGAGAUGGGGCUGGGGCGCGCCACGGCAGUCCCCGGCGCCGCCCUAGGUGCCCCGCCUGCCACGCUGACCCCGCGCCCCUCCCCCCACGCCAGCUCCGGGUCGCUGACGCACGGCAGCGCCUCCGCGCACUCCGGCACCGCUUCUUUCGUCGGGGAGCGCCUCGCCACGCCCUUUGCCGCAGCGGCCGGCCCUGGGCCCGACGUGCGGGCACGGGAAGAGGAGGAGCGGUACUACAGCACGCUGCCCGCGCUGAGCGCCGCGCAGCUGGGCGCCGCGCUGCGCGAGUCCAUGGCCGCCGAGCAGAAGGCGGCGGGCAAGCGCGCAGAGGAGCACGAGGCCUACUACUCCAGCAUGCCGGCCGCGCUGGGCGCGUCCCUGGGCCGCGAGCUCCGCGCCCAGCUGACCAAGCGCUCGGCGGACUUGGCGUCCGCCGAAGGGAUGGUGGUGGGCCAGGAGAAGCAGGAGCUGGUUGGCGACGAGCGGGCGGGCGGGGGGAAAGAAGAGCCCGAGCGGGACGCACAGGCGGUGCUGAAUGAGGAAGACGUCAUCAAGGCGUCGGUCCAGCGUGCCUUUGCGGCCGCGCUGGCUGGCGAGCGCGGCGCGGCGGGUGGGCGCGAACCGGUUCCUGAGGCUGUAUCGCACGAGGGUGAUGCCACUGCGCAGCCGCCAUCCGAGCCCCCCCUGGACUACUACUCCAGCAUGCCCGCGGCCCUGGGCCGGCGCGUGGCGGGCGAGCUGGCAGCGAACCUGGCGCAGCAAACGCAGCACGCCCAGGACGCCACCAUGUCUCUGCCCCUGGGCCUGGCGCCUCGCCAGCCCAGGGGGCGGCCUGACGUCGAGGAAGGAGAGGAGACGGAGAGCGUGGCAAAGGCAGAGGGCGCGGCGGAUGAUGGUCGGGCGCAGGAGAACAAUGAGGCACACGGCAGCGAAGGCACCGGCGACAGGUCGUCCUCGUCCCAGUCGGCGGAGACCGUGGCGCUGCUCGCGCCGGCAGAGGCGCCUCCCAGCGACGCCCAGGAGCCAGCGCCGCAGGCUCGACCUGAGGAGGGGACGCAGGCCAAUCACUUCUCGACCAUGCCCGCCCAGAUGGGCAGGGCCCUCCAGGCACGCCUGCUCCAGGAACUGGCCAAGCAGCGCUCGAUAGAGAUGACGAGGCCUCCGCCCCAGCAGCAGCCCGGGGCGGUCGCAGCGCGGCCGCCCAGGCCCAGCCGAGGCCGGAACCUGCGCCAGGAGCUGGAGAGGUCUCGGGCAAACCUGCCUGGACACUCGGCCAGCUUCAACUCCCAGCAGACCCUCCUUGGGAAGAAGACGGCAGAGACCUCCCUCCCCUCCACACACCUGGAUGUGACGCCCUUUGCCCGGCCCAUUGCCUCACACCAGACCCACAUUCACCACAAGAGGGGCGGGUCGGGGUCGGCAGCCCACGGCAACACCCCCUUCUCCAACGUGCUGGCAAAGCACCGGCUGGCACACACCCGCGGCCCCAGCAUAGACCCCAUCCCCGAGGCGCCCGUGGCGGCUACGCCGCGCCCGCUCAGGGCGCAAGCGGAGGAGUCGCUGACGCCCCGGUCACAGGACGGGCGCCCCAGGGGAGGCACCCCCGUGAACGUCGUGGAGAGCGUUGUCGCAAGGUCGUGGCAGAACAAGGUGGACAAGGCCAGCCUGCACAAGCUGCCCCUCCGCGCCGGGCUGCCCAUGAUGGCCAUGCUUGGCACCACCCCCUCGGCAGACCUGGUGUCCCACACAGGUUCCAGGGACCUGGGGCGGCUGUCGGGGCACCUGGCCCGCGCGCGCUCCGCGGAUGCGCUGACCCCGCGCAGCCUGCCCGGCGACUCGGAGCCGCAGUCCCCCGACGGCAGCUUCGCCGGGCUGGGCGGAGAAGGCCCGGAGUCUGGCGCCUCCCUGCGCCCCGUGCUCAGCGAGGAGGCCACCGACGAGAUGCGGGGGCGCCUGGUGUCGGGGCUCAAGCGCUACUUCCACGGCAAGCGCCUGCAGGGCCUGCUGUCCAUCAAGGGCCUGCGCAUCCUGGACUACGCCUGCGACCACGCCGCGGAGCACGUCGACCGCCCCUUUGCCAUCUGGCAGAGCCUGCAGAAGGAGAUCAAGGGCGACCUGGUCACGCGCUGCCUGGCGCGCCUCCUCAUGUGGAUGGCCCGCGCCUUCCGCGCCAGCCCCGCCUGGCUCCAGUGGACGGUGCAGUGGCCAGUGCGCAAGCUGACGGGCAUCAUGCGUGCGGCGCUGGGCCGGCGCAUGCUGGUGGCUUGCGAGGUGGCGGUGGAGUACUACCUCAGCCUGCUGUGGAGCCCCCAGGUCUCCUGGCUGAAGGAGGUGGACGGCGCGGCAGACCUGCUGGCGGAGGUGGAGGUGGAGACGGAUGCGGCGUACCGCUUCAUCAUCGACCGCGAGAUCGAGGCGCCCGACCGCUUCGGCGCCAUCCAGUCCUACCGCGCGGCCAUGGCCCUGCUGCGCCAGCAGUUCACUUUCAUUGAAGAGCUGUACGACUCGGGCAUGGUGGACCACGGGGAGCAGAAGAUGAUGGUGGACGCGGUGGACAAGAAGGCGCGGCACCUGGAGAUCACGGGCCCGGUGUGGAAGCCGCCGCGCCACCGCUCCCUCAUGCGCUCCCUGCCCUUCAUGUCAGGGCUGAGCGAGGCUUACUUCCGCCGCAUCUUUGCUGCGGGGACCAUCCGCGAGUUUGCGACGGGGGAGGCCUUCUGGGCCAGCAGCGACGUGGUGGCCGACAGCGGGCGGCGCGAGGGCCCCGGCGCCUUCAUGGUCCUGUCGGGCGUGGUGAAGCAGAUCCACGUGGCCCCUGAUGGCACCCGCCGGGAGUACUACCAGGGCAUCGGCGGCGUGGUGGGCCUGGUGCUCAUGCUCACCGGCUCCUACCUCCCCGGCCGCCAGAUGGCGGUGGCGGAGGGCAACGUGCUGGGCAAGGGCCCUGUCCUCUUCCACCUGCCCCAGCACGUGGCCAUGACGCUGCGCUCGCAGGCGGCCUCGGGCCUGGCGGAUGCCCAGCGCCUGGAGGCCAGCCUGGCGCGCCUGGCCGGGGUCUACGCCAUCCAGGGCAUGGAGCGGGAGGUGCGGGACGAUGUGGCGCACCACCUGCUGCGCCUCACCACCGCGCGCGUGCAGCACUCCAUGCGCCGCCAAGCCAGCGGCAGUGGGAGUGGCGGUGGGGGUGGCACUGCGCGCGGCGCAGAGGCCGGCGCCGACCUGGCUCGCGCCAGCGUGCGCCCUGGCGGCGGCGUGGACCGUGGCCUGGCCUCGGUCAUGCAGGACCUGGCCGCCGCCGAGCUGCGGGCGCUGGAGCGCGAGGGCGCCGGCGCCCCAGACGGCCAGGCGGAUGAUGCGAGUGCUCGGGGCGACGACACCGCGCCGCGCGGCGGCGGCGGCGGCGAGGACAGCGACGGCGCCUCCAGCUCCGUGGGCACCGCGGAGGGCUCCUUCUCCUCGCGACGCCCGCUGCUGGGCGCGCGCGCGCGCGACAGCGGCGAAGCCGGCGCCCUGCGCGCACGGGGGAGUGGGUCGGGCGAGGGCACGCUGCGCGCGCGGGCUCGGGCCGCGGUGCGCAAGGCCCCCGUGCACGGCGACGAGGUGCUGGAGGCCAUGCGCAGGAGCCUGCCCAGCGCGGUGGUCCUGUUCCUGCCCCCCGGCCGCGAGAUGGUGCAGACCAGCCAUAUGGUGCUGAUCGGGGGCAGCCUGCACCACGCCAAGCCGCGCGGCGGCGGCGGGCUGCCGGACUCGGGCCACGUCGCCACCACCGCCACCAACACCGGGGAGAGAUGGGGCGUGGUGAUCGCGCCGCGGCCCCUGCCCUGGCUGGCCAACCCGGGGCUGAGGUGCAACCGCCACGUGCCGCGGUACAUGCUCCUGUCCCAGCGAUGGGUGGGAGGGAACCAGGGCGCGCUCAUCGUCGCCGGCCUGACCUCGGAAGGGCCCGCCCGCCUGGGCUGCUGA
Messenger RNA from Auxenochlorella protothecoides, 6117 nucleotides. RefSeq names its product Sodium/hydrogen exchanger 7. Gene Ontology annotation, molecular function: sodium:proton antiporter activity. Gene Ontology annotation, cellular component: membrane. Lineage: Eukaryota; Viridiplantae; Chlorophyta; Trebouxiophyceae; Chlorellales; Chlorellaceae. The transcript is spliced from 25 exons. Gene Ontology annotation, biological process: proton transmembrane transport. The record is from RefSeq and is a predicted model, not a curated record. The coding region runs from base 1 to 6117 and encodes 2038 amino acids.